Sciurus carolinensis (gray squirrel) is the source of this 1898-nucleotide messenger RNA. It is a transcript of the gene Gapdhs, whose product is annotated as glyceraldehyde-3-phosphate dehydrogenase, spermatogenic. The record is from RefSeq and is a predicted model, not a curated record. Gene Ontology annotation, molecular function: NAD binding; oxidoreductase activity, acting on the aldehyde or oxo group of donors, NAD or NADP as acceptor; NADP binding. Bases 453 to 1679 code for a protein of 408 amino acids. Lineage: Eukaryota; Metazoa; Chordata; Mammalia; Rodentia; Sciuridae. The transcript has 11 exons. Gene Ontology annotation, biological process: glucose metabolic process.
UUAGAUGGGGAGUCCAGAAGGGCCUGGAACAUGCCAGAAAACUGGCAUCUGAAGGAAGCCACAGAAUAGCCAAGGAACGACCUGGGUAGGGCUUUCCAGGCAUAAGGAAACCCCAAGGGUGACUAUCCAGAGGUCAGGAAAGCAAGGAGCCAGCAUGUCAAGGAGGAGAGGCAAGGAAAAGAACGAAGGUGCCCGUGUGAAAAGGUGGGUUCCAGUCCGGAUGCCAAGGGGAGCCUUUCCAAUGGCGGUGCACAGCGUGGGGUCGUCCCACGGCUCAAUGCGGUGGGGCAAAGGUAGUCCCAAGUCCCGCGGCCUGCGCACUGCCUCCUCUGUGACGCCACUGGGCACUGUGACAUCUUGCUGAGGAGCUCUGGACCCGGCGCCCCGUGACUCAGUAACAUCACCGCGGGUCCCACGGCGGCUAGGCCAUGAUAGCGAUACCAUAGAAGGUCAUGUCGAAACGCGACAUCGUCCUCACCAAUGUCACCGUUGUCCAGCUGCUGCGACAGCCAUGCCCGGUGACCAGACCACCACCCCCAUGUGAGCCCAAGGUUGAGCCAGAACCUGCACCUAAACCACUACCUCCAGUUAAGGAAGAGGGAAAGCCACCUCCCCCUCCUCCUCCUCCUCCACCACCACCACCACCACCUCCCAAGAAGGCUCCUCCAGCUCGGGAGUUGAAAGUAGCCAUCAAUGGAUUUGGUCGCAUUGGUCGCCUGGUGUUACGCGCUUGCAUGGCAAAGGGAGUUAAGGUGGUGGCAGUGAAUGACCCAUUCAUCGACCCAGAAUACAUGGUGUACAUGUUUAAGUAUGACUCCACUCAUGGCCAAUACAAGGGGAAUGUGGAAUGCAAGAAUGGACAGCUGGUUGUGGACAACCAGGAGAUCACUGUCUACCAGUGCAAGGAACCCAAAGAAAUCCCCUGGAAGUCUGUCGGGAAUCCCUAUGUGGUGGAGUCCACAGGCGUGUACCUGUCCUUAGAGGCAGCUACAGCACACAUCACAGCAGGGGCCCAACGUGUCGUCAUCACUGCACCCUCGCCGGAUGCACCAAUGUUCGUCAUGGGUGUGAAUGAGAAGGACUAUGUUCCUGGCUCCAUGAACAUUGUCAGCAAUGCAUCCUGCACCACCAACUGCCUGGCCCCCCUUGCCAAGGUCAUCCAUGAGCGAUUUGGGAUCGUGGAAGGACUGAUGACCACAGUCCACUCCUACACAGCCACCCAAAAAACAGUGGAUGGGCCAUCAAAGAAGGCCUGGCGAGACGGACGGGGUGCCCACCAGAACAUCAUCCCAGCCUCCACCGGGGCUGCCAGUGCUGUGGGCAAAGUCAUCCCACAGCUCAAAGGGAAGCUAACAGGAAUGGCGUUCAGGGUGCCAACCCCAGACGUAUCUGUUGUGGACCUGACUUGCCGCCUGGCCCAGGGUGCCUCCUACUCAGCCAUCAAGGAAGCUGUAAAAGCAGCAGCCAAGGGGCCCUUGUCUGGCAUCCUUGCCUACACCGAGGAUGAGGUAGUCUCUACGGAUUUCCUCGGCAAUACCAACUCAUCCAUCUUCGACGCUAAGGCUGGCAUUGCCCUCAACGACAACUUCGUGAAGCUCAUUUCCUGGUACGACAACGAAUAUGGCUACAGUAACCGGGUGGUGGACCUGGUCUGCUACAUGUUCAGCCGAGACCAGUGAAGCGAAAGGCCUCUCUUUUGCUGCGCCAUGCUCCGGUGCCGUUCCCACGCUGGGUUCCCCCAGGAAGGCAGGCGCGCGGAGUGAGGGCCUUGCGCUGCUCGGUCAGCGGUGAAAUAAAAACCAAAGUGCUCACAGCUGCGCCCGUCUCUCUGCGCCGGUCACGGCGGGUUCUAGGCCGGGUUUAAGGUCCGAGCAUGGACGAGGGUUGGCGCUGGGUUG